Phycomyces blakesleeanus NRRL 1555(-) is the source of this 1251-nucleotide messenger RNA. RefSeq lists its product as hypothetical. Gene Ontology annotation, cellular component: plasma membrane; cytosol; cytoplasm. The record is from RefSeq and is a predicted model, not a curated record. Gene Ontology annotation, biological process: ubiquitin-dependent endocytosis. NCBI's taxonomy places the organism in Eukaryota, Fungi, Mucoromycota, Mucoromycetes, Mucorales, Phycomycetaceae. Gene Ontology annotation, molecular function: ubiquitin protein ligase binding; protein-macromolecule adaptor activity. The transcript has 4 exons. The coding region runs from base 1 to 1251 and encodes 416 amino acids.
AUGGUUCAUCCGAUGCAUCUAGUGCAGGGAUCUGACUUUGCCAUCAAUGUGGAAUCGCCUGAAAUAGUACUCCAUGGCUCUAUUGAGGAAUCUGCAGGAGUCAUCUUACGGGGAUCAGUUGUACUCAACUGUACAGAGACUACAAAGAUUAGGUCUAUUUCACUCAAAUUCCAAGGAAAAGCCAAAGUUCAUUGGUCAGAAGGGUCCCACCAACACCACUACAAAGAAGAAAAAGUAAUCAUUGAACACGACUGGCAUUUUUUGCAACCAACUCGCAAGUCCUAUCAUUUGUCAGAAGGGCACUACAAAUGGGACUUUGAGUUACCUCUGCCUGGAGAUUUACCAGAGACCGUUGACCACCAGAUGGGUUCGGUUUACUACACACUAAAAGCAGUUGCAGAACGCCCAACAUUCUCUUUAAACUACACCGAUAAGAAGAAGCUCACAGUAACUCGUGUACUGUUACCUUCGUCGCUAGAAUUGACUCAGUCGGUGGCUAUUUCAAACGUGUGGACGGACAAGCUGAGCUAUGAUAUUAGCCUGCCUGGUAAAGUAUUUUCCACAGGUGCAACCAUUCCCAUCACAUUUGAAUUUGUGCCUAUCGCAGAAGAUCUCAAGGUUCGGUCCAUCACAUGUUCAUUGAAAGAAUACACCACACUUUCUUCUGAAGAUCACAAAAGGACCGAGGGAAAAGUUCUUCGAACUAUCAAGGACAACCUGUCUGUCUCGCUAGAUGGCCUGUGGACAAAGACCGAAAAUCUAGUAUUGGACCACGGAUCGCCUCAUAUCUUGACUGAUUCACACAGUGAACUGAUUCGAAUUAAACACAAGUUAAAGUUUACUGUUGCUCUUGUCAAUGCUGAUGGUCACAUAUCUGAACUAAGGGCUGCUGUGGCUAUUAUUUUGGCCCCAAUAAGUCCAGAUGAAGAUAUAAAUUGGUUACCUGCUUAUGAAGAUGCUUGGAAAUCAGCUCCAUAUGAUCCAAGUACUCUUGAAGAAAUGGUGGAUAGAGGACAGCUACCUCCAUCUGUCGCUUACACCCUGCCAAAUGCUGCUGCAAGUCAAGCCCACACCUCUAUUGCAUCUGAGGAUUCUGAAGAAUUAGGAGACUUGCCCUCUCUCCCGUGGCAGGGAAUAGAUCUCUCUCGUGUACCGUCCUACACGACGGCCAUUCAUUCUAGACGGCUCUAUAGUUUUUCGGGUUCAUUACCGACCUAUGACUCUGUGUCUGUACCAGGCAGUAGAUCCUAA